Verticillium dahliae VdLs.17 is the source of this 3435-nucleotide messenger RNA. Its product is annotated as DNA mismatch repair protein Msh3. Lineage: Eukaryota; Fungi; Ascomycota; Sordariomycetes; Glomerellales; Plectosphaerellaceae. The record is from RefSeq and is a predicted model, not a curated record. Gene Ontology annotation, molecular function: mismatched DNA binding; ATP binding; ATP-dependent DNA damage sensor activity. Bases 1 to 3435 code for a protein of 1144 amino acids. Gene Ontology annotation, cellular component: nucleus. Gene Ontology annotation, biological process: mismatch repair; mitotic recombination. The transcript has a single exon.
AUGGCGCCAGCCGAGAAGAAGCAGAAGUCCCUCACAAGCUUCUUUCAGCCUAGGCCUGCCAGCAGCCCCGUGGCUGCUUCACAGAAGCCGACGACGCAAUCGCCGUCGCCAUCACGAGCCGAAACCAACAAGACCAAACCAGUCGAGACUUCCCGGAAGAGGCCGCUAGAGGAGGACGCCGACCGAGUCAACAAUGGAUCUAAUAGGACUUUGAAGAGGAGAAAGGCCGAUAUCUCGGAAGAGGCCGAAGGGGAAGUAGCCCCUGCACCAUCGUCGCCUCUUGGGUCCAAGGUCCGGCCAUCUGCGCCGAAACCGUCGUCGCGGACAGAGCGCUUUCUCUGCGUGGAACCGUCUUCUGACGCUGCAGUGCCGCUUGAAGAAGAUGAUGAAGAAGAAGAAGACGCAGAAACGGCCAGAAGACGGAAAGAAGAUCUUCACAAACGUUUCGUCAAGAAACUCGGCCACCCAGACAGCAUGCUGCGUCGCCGGGGUCCUGCCGUUGAAGAGGCUGCACAGGGCGCAGAAGAUGAAGACGGGGAAGACGGCGAUGAGGAAGAGGCACCACCGCCACCCAAGGGCGCGAAAAAGGGUGGUGCUCGUGCGAACAAGAAGCUCACGCCCAUGGAGAUGCAGUUCCUCGACAUCAAGCGCAAACACAUGGACACAGUACUCAUCGUUGAGGUUGGCUACAAGUUUCGUUUCUUUGGCGAGGAUGCGCGGAUUGCCGCCCGCGAGCUGAGCAUUGUCUGCAUACCUGGCAAGUUCCGCUACGACGAGCAUCCUUCCGAGUCACAUCUCGACCGUUUCGCGUCUGCCAGCAUCCCCGUUCACCGGCUGCCCGUGCACGCCAAGAGGCUUGUCGCCGCUGGUCACAAGGUUGGCGUCGUGCGGCAAAUCGAGACAGCUGCCUUGAAAAAGGCAGGCGACAACCGGAAUGCGCCUUUCGUGCGCAAGCUGACCAAUGUCUACACGAAAGGCACAUACAUUGAUGAGAACGGAGAGCUCGAUGCGCAAGGGGAAAAUGGCGCCCCGGCCGCUGGCUAUCUUCUCUGCAUUACCGAGACGCCUUCCAAAGGUCAAGGCACAGACGAGAAGGUCGAUGUGGGCAUCGUGGCAGUCCAGCCGGCGACGGGAGACAUCAUCUACGACAACUUUGAAGACGGAUUCAUGCGUAGUGAGAUCGAGACCCGCCUGCUGCACAUUUCCCCCUGCGAGUUCGUCAUUGUAGGGGACCUCACCAAGGGCACAGACAAGAUGAUCCGCCACCUGUCCGGCAGCAGUACCAAUGUUUUUGGCGAUCGGAGCCGCGUUGAGCGAGUCCCGCGAUCGAAAACGAUGGCCGCCGAGGCAUACACCCACGUCACUCAGUUUUACGCCGACAAGAUGAAGGAUACGGCAGCGGAGUCGGCUGAUAAUGGGACAGCAGUACUGUUACUCGACAAGGUCCUACAUUUGCCUGAGGCCGUGACUAUCUGUCUGUCUGCAAUGAUCACGCAUCUAAAGGAGUAUGGUCUUGAGCAUAUCUUCGAUCUGACCAAAUACUUUCAGAGCUUUACAACCCGCCAGCACAUGCUGAUCAACGGCUCAACCCUCGAGAGCCUUGAGGUAUAUCGUAAUUCAACCGACCACACCGAACACGGUAGCCUUUUCUGGGCCCUCGACAAGACUUCUACUCGCUUUGGGCAGCGACUAUUGCGGAAGUGGGUUGGCCGCCCUUUGCUUGACGAUAGUCAGCUGGCGGAACGUGUCGCCGCUGUUGAAGAAAUCGCCAAUGGCCAGGGCACCCCACAGGUUGACAAGCUCGAGGCACUUCUGGUUGGUAUAAAGACAGACCUCGAGCGCAGCCUCAUCCGCAUGUACUACGCAAAGUGUAGUCGCCCCGAACUCCUUGCUGUACUGCAGUCCCUGCAGCGUAUUGCGACCCAGUACGCGACCAUCAAGACGGCUUCUGAUAUCGGGUUUGCCUCUCCUCUCAUCACAAAUGCGCUUCUCUCCCUUCCUCACAUCCUCGACACUAUCAUCUCCUAUCUUGACAAGAUCAACCCCGAGGCUGCUCGCAAAGAUGACAAGUACAACUUUUUCCGUGAAGCCGAGCAGAACGAUGACAUUCAGGACUUCAAAAUGGGCAUCGUGGCUGUCGAGCAGGAACUUGACGAGCAUCGCCGCGAUGCCGCCGCUAAGCUCGGCCGGAAGAAACCCGUCGACUACGUCACAGUCGCCGGUAUCGAAUACCUUAUUGAGGUACUCAACACCGAUCUCAAGAACGUGCCGGCUUCAUGGGCCAAGAUUUCCGGCACCAAGAAACUCUCCCGCUUCCACACCCCUGAAGCAGUCCGCCUGCUGGCAGCCCGCGAUCAGAAUCGUGAAGCUCUCGCUUCGGCUUGCGAUGCCGCCUUCGCCGCCCUCCUCCACGAUUUAGCCCACGACGCCUACCAGCCUCUCCGGGAUGCCGUCGCGUCUCUGGCCACGCUUGACUGCCUCAUGUCUCUUGCGCGGGUAGCCCGUCUUCCUGGCUACACCAAGCCCACUUUCCUCCCCUCUUCGGCUCCGCCGCAAAUCUCCGUCACCGCAGGUCGCCACCCUGUCGCAGAUCACACGUUACCCAACGGCUACAUCCCCUUCACCGCCGCCCUCGCCUCCCCGACCCCUCUAGCCUACCUCAUCACCGGUCCCAACAUGGGAGGCAAGUCCUCCUUCGUCCGCGCACUCGCGCUCCUCGCUCUCCUAGCCCAGAUCGGCUCCUACGUCCCCGCCGAAGCCCUGACUCUCGCGCCUCUCGACGCCAUCCAUGCCCGCAUGGGCGCCCGCGACAACCUCUUCGCCGGCGAGUCCACCUUUGCCCUCGAGCUCUCCGAGACCUCACGCGUCCUGCGCGCCGCGACCCCGCGCUCCCUCGUCCUCCUCGACGAGCUCGGCCGCGGCACAUCCACCCACGACGGCGCCGCCAUCGCCCACGCCGUCCUCCACCACGUCGCCCAUAACCUCCGGUGCCCGACGCUCUUCAUCACCCAUUACCAGAACCUCGCGCGCAUGGCGGAUCCCACCGGCGAGGGACCCAUUCGGAAUGUGCACAUGCGGUUCACCGCCACCAGGCCCGAUGGGCGAGAGGCGCCCGACAACGAGGCCGGCGCUGAUGGUGAAGGCGAUGACGAUGUUGACGCCGCCGCCGCUGCGGAUGAGGAGAUUACGUUCCUUUACGAGGUGGCUGAGGGCGUUGCGCACAGGUCAUAUGGCCUGAACGUCGCGCGUCUGGCGCGGAUCCCCCGCAAGGUCAUCAACGUGGCCGCACGCAAGUCGCGCGAGCUGGAGAGAGAUAUGCGCAUACGCAGAUUGCAGGGAGCUGGUCGUCUCUUGUCUGAUUUGUUUACGACGGGCAAUGAGGUGGACGCUGCUGAUCAGCUGGACCACCUAAUCUCGAGCAUUGAACAACUGUAA